Messenger RNA from Odobenus rosmarus divergens (Pacific walrus), 858 nucleotides. It is a transcript of the gene ANKRD37, whose product is annotated as ankyrin repeat domain 37. Gene Ontology annotation, molecular function: protein binding. The record is from RefSeq and is a predicted model, not a curated record. Lineage: Eukaryota; Metazoa; Chordata; Mammalia; Carnivora; Odobenidae. The transcript is spliced from 5 exons. Bases 130 to 606 code for a protein of 158 amino acids.
GCCCCCUGGCCCGGGCAGUCUAAAUCCUCCCGCACUCCGGCGGGCUGUGCACUCUUUCCUGCUGGUCCGCAGCGCCUGCCCCGCCGCUCCGCACUCCCAAGGGCUCCCGUCCUCUGCUGUAGGCGGAAAAUGCUGUUGCUUGAUUGCAACGCGGAGGUGGAUAGUCUGAAGCAUCUGCUGGAGGCCGGCGCCUCGGUCAACGCACCCCCGGAUCCCUGCGAGCAGUCGCUUGUCCAUUUGGCCGCAGGGGGCGGCCUUGCUUGCUUGCUUCUGUGGCAGCUGCAAACUGGCGCUGACCUCAACCAGCAGGAUGUUUUUGGAGAGGCUCCACUACACAAGGCAGCAAAAGUUGGAAGUCUGGAAUGCCUUAGCCUGCUUGUAGCCAGGGAUGCCCAAAUAGAUUUAUGUAAUAAGAAUGGACAAACAGCUGAAGAUCUUGCUUGGGCCUGUGGAUUUCUAGAAUGUGCCAAGUUUCUUACAACAAUUAAAUGUAUGCAGACAAUAAAAUCGAGUGACCGAUCCGAUAGAGAUCAUUGUGUUCCAGUGCCCAGACAGAAACGAAGUUUUGGAAGUGUAGAAAAUACAACUGGAAAAAGGAAGUGUUGAUUCACGUUGGUCCUGGAAAGGUUUGAAGAAAGCCUUCACUCCGUGCAGAUCCACUGCCCAGCCAGAAGCUAUGGGUUUUGGCUCACCAGGUGUACCUCAACUCCUUCUAGGAAGGAGGAAAACUUUCUUCUAAGUGAAGAUAACAUUUAAGAAUACAUGUUUUUACAUGCCUGUAAUAUUUUGGUUGUGCCUGCUUUUGUCUUUUAAGUUAUUAAAGAAUACUAAAGAAUACACUGUUUUCUUUGUGUAGUA